AUGAGUGGCACUAUUAUAACCCGAUGUGACGACCUCCCAGAGCCAAAAGAGCUCGCCGAAGCCUACGAGCUCGAACUACAAUCCCAAAAUGGCCAGCCGAUCCGAUUCGGCGAGCUAGUCGCAGGAAAAGGGGUCCAUAUCACAACGGUUGUGAUUUUCAUCCGCCACUUCUUCUGCGCCUACGACCAGGGCUACGUCCGCGUAGUCUCUCGCCGUCUCACCGACUCCCUCAUUAUUAUCGGCUGCGGUGACUCCCAACGCAUCGUCCCUUAUGUGUCGGAGACUGAGGCCGCGUUCCCCAUCUACACGGACCGCACGGGGAAGAUCUACGAGAAGCUGCACAUGAAGAGGACGAGGUCGCACGCCACUAAACCGCCCUCUUAUGUUCAGAUCUCCUUCUUUGGUGCGCUUGGAAAGACAUUCAAACAGAUGUUGCGGAGUGGGCGGCAGGCGGGCAAGUGUGUUUAUGUCCAUCGGAUGGAGCAUGUCUCGGAUCAUUUGACAGCGGAUCAAUUGCUUGAAGUGCUCAGCCAUGAUGAGCCGGCUGAAACGAAGUAA
Molecule: messenger RNA, 558 nt
Organism: Aspergillus novofumigatus IBT 16806
Lineage: Eukaryota; Fungi; Ascomycota; Eurotiomycetes; Eurotiales; Aspergillaceae
Exons: 4
Coding region: 1-558 (185 amino acids)
Source: RefSeq, a predicted model, not a curated record